AUGAAACCUAUUGAAUAUUACUGUUCGAUUUCUUACUCUGAAGUUCCGAAUAGAAGACUGAGAUCACAUUCUAGUACGCAACAUGUCAACAAGACAUGUUAUGCAAGAGAUCAAUUUCCCUCCAUGAAUAACUCUGAUAACUUCCACAUUACUAUUGAUCCUUUGAAAUAUGAGAAGUUAAAAAAUCCUAACUUAUUUCAACCGCAACAGAAGUGGUUUUUGAACCUAUCAUCGAUUGACAUACCGACCAAUAUUCAAGGUUUGCUACAAUUGGGCAAUGGCUUUAGUGUACCUCCAACUAAUGAGAAAUCCACUCUUAUAGAAUGUAUAAAACAUCUAGAAAAUAAUAUGAGGUCGCUUAGUACGAACGAAAAAGAAGCAAUAAGGAGUCGUUCUGUUUCUAUCUUACGUAAUAUUAAACUCUAUUUACCUACUCUAUAUCACAAUAACAAAGUUAUCCUUCAAAAUUAUCUUGAAGCAAAGACGUUUUCUAAGUCAUUUCCAGAUUUACUGUUUAUGAAGGCUGACAAGAGUAAUGUUACAGUUGCUCUUGACAGGAAUGUUUAUGUUACAAAGAUGUUGUUACAAUUAGAGAACGUUGAUACUUAUCAGCUUGUUGAAAAAGAUCCUACUAAAAAAAUAAUAGCCGAAUUAAAAAACAUUUUAAAAAGAUGGAGGAAUGAGUCCUAUAUCGAGAAUUCGGUUUAUAAGUUUCUCCAAUCGAGCGAUGCCACUCUUCCACGUGCUUAUGGUUCUCCGAAGAUUCACAAGGCUGACAACCCUUUAAGGAUAAUUGUCUCAUCUAAAAAUAGUCCUCUAUAUAAUUUAGCCUUGUUUUUGCACCGGUUGAUUUCUACCAGUAUCCCUGUACCUAAGAGCAGGAUCAAGAAUAGUUUUGAUCUGGUUAAUUCUUUGGCGAAUUUGUAUGUGGAGGAACACUGUAGAUUGUUUUCGUUGGAUGUGGUCUCAUUGUUCACUAACGUUCCCCUUGAGUUGGUUAUGGAUGGUGUCUGGAGAAGAUGGAGUUUUCUGGAAGCGGCUU
Odontomachus brunneus is the source of this 1042-nucleotide messenger RNA. RefSeq lists its product as uncharacterized. The transcript has a single exon. The annotation marks the transcript as partial. The record is from RefSeq and is a predicted model, not a curated record. NCBI's taxonomy places the organism in Eukaryota, Metazoa, Arthropoda, Insecta, Hymenoptera, Formicidae.